Molecule: messenger RNA, 477 nt
Organism: Anopheles cruzii
Lineage: Eukaryota; Metazoa; Arthropoda; Insecta; Diptera; Culicidae
Gene: Sf3b6
Product: splicing factor 3B subunit 6
Exons: 3
Coding region: 70-450 (126 amino acids)
Cellular component (GO): cytoplasm; nucleus; ribonucleoprotein complex
Molecular function (GO): mRNA binding
Source: RefSeq, a predicted model, not a curated record
AAAACAUUUCGAGCGUGGUUUGUUUGGUGUUUUUUGGCAGAAUAAACGUGAAAUUAUCUUUCCUACACAAUGGCUCUUGCUAUGCAGAAAAGAAAUAAUGUUCGACUUCCUCCGGAGGUGAAUCGAGUGCUGUACGUGCGAAACCUUCCGUACAAGAUCACCUCCGACGAAAUGUACGAUAUAUUCGGAAAGUACGGUGCAAUUCGACAAAUUCGUGUCGGCAACACACCCGAAACCCGCGGAACUGCCUUCGUUGUUUACGAGGACAUUUUCGACGCCAAAAACGCUCGGGAUCACCUGUCCGGUUUCAACGUCUGCAAUCGCUACCUGGUAGUGUUGUACUACCAAUCGACGAAGGCAUUCAAACAGCUCGACCUGGACAAGAAGCAAGACGAACUGGACCAGGUCAAGGCGAAGUACAACAUCAGCACGGAAGAGGUGCGGAAGUAAUCGCAUAGGAUUAAUUUAUACUAAGAA